Messenger RNA from Penicillium robsamsonii, 645 nucleotides. RefSeq names its product sugar O-acetyltransferase. The transcript has 3 exons. Lineage: Eukaryota; Fungi; Ascomycota; Eurotiomycetes; Eurotiales; Aspergillaceae. The record is from RefSeq and is a predicted model, not a curated record. The coding region runs from base 1 to 645 and encodes 214 amino acids. Gene Ontology annotation, molecular function: acetyltransferase activity.
AUGAUACCUAAAACCGAAAAGGACAAUAAGAAUAUUGAGAAAGCCAGGGCCCUCCAGAAUCGUUUCUGGGGAGAGGAAUAUGAACGAAUGAUAUCGGGGAUGCUAUACAACCCUCUAGGCCCCGAACUCAUAGAGGGAAGGUCUAGAGCAAGACGUUUGAUGACUACAUUCAAUGCACCUGUUUCAUCGGAAGCCCCCGAAUCGCAAGUAGUCUCUCAGCGAGAAGACAUACUUCGAGAACUCUUUGGACGUGUUGGGCAAGGAGUAUAUAUUGAGCCUCCGCUCUUCGUAGACUACGGUUGCAAUAUCAGUAUAGGCACCGGUUUCUAUGCCAACUUCCAUCUCACUGUCCUGGACUGCGGCCUAGUUUCUAUUGGGAAUGACGUUAUGAUUGGUCCUAAUGUCAACAUCAUUACAGGAGAACACGAGACAGGGAUCAAAGAGCGAAAGGCACAUAAAGGGUUGGAGUUUACGGAACCUAUUGCCAUUGGCGAUGAUUGCUGGAUUGGAGCGAAUGUGACGAUCCUGGCUGGAGUCACUAUUGGCCAUGGAUCUUCCAUCGGUGCUGGCUCCGUGGUAAAACGGGAUAUACCAGCCUUGAGUGUUGCAGUGGGUAGUCCCGCUCGAGUUAUUAGAUCGGAAUAA